AUGAAUAAAUUCUUUAUUUUACGACGGACGCUUAACGAACAGAAUGAUAUGCAGACACGAAGCGUACAAGCUGCGUCUGGAAAUGGAUACAAGGAACAGAUGAUAGCGUUGUUUCUCAUUAUUUUCGACAUGGUUUCCGCAGGGCUGUUGAUGGCAAUCGUUUUCUACGACGUGUGGAGGCUACGAAGAAAAAGUGCAUCAAUUCGAAUACAUAAUAGAAGCCCACCAAAUUUUUUUCAAUGUAUUCAGCCUGGCGAGGUGGUGUCGCUGGCAUUUGCCACCGCAGUCCUUGCACAAGGCGUAUUAUUUCUCGUUGUUCAAUGCAUGGACCUACAAUCACCGGUUUCUCAAAAUUGCCGAGCAGUCAGUCAGAUCGUAUUCCCUGCAAUGUGGCUAGUAGGCCUCGUUGUCCUCGUCUUCGGAUUCGAAACGCUGUAUAGAGCCUUCCAAAGACGGAGAUUCGCGUCCCGAGGUAGAUGGAAUGUUUGUAUUUGCUGGACAUCCAUCUUGAUACUGCUCGUUUUGUUAUGGAUACCAACUAGGGUUCGAUCGUCUAUGACCGAUACCUGCCCGUCAGCAUUACUUUUCUUUGUUAUGCCUUGGGCCGAUAUCGCCUUUGGAAUUACAAUUGGGAUUGUGGUCUUGAGUGUUCUAAUUGCUCUUGCCCUUACAACGCAACUUCUCCGCACCCCAGUUGUGAACCGUGCAGAGAGACUUGCCGCAAGUCAAAUGGUUUAUUAUCUCGGAAUCACGGCAGUCAUCUUCGUGCUCAUUCUACCUCUGUGGGCAAGAAUUUCCUUCAAUAGCCCACCGGGGUUUACUUUCAUGAUGGCUUUGGUAUCGAUGAAUAUAAUAGGAAUGACCGUGUCCCUUUUCCAGCUUGUCUUCCGUUCGGAUGGAGAGGAAAUGUCGAUUCGACCUCCAAAAUCAUGGCAGUGCUGCAAGUCAUUCAGAUUGAGCACUUUUAACUUAAAUAACCACAUUUCAUCACGAGGAGUGGUGGACGAAGACUUGGUGUCGCACAUCUUGAAUAACCCUUUAGAAAUAAGUGAAUACGACCCGGUAUACGAUAAUGCCAGAAGCCCCGAAACACCGAACCUUAAGAAACCUGUGACACCAACACCAAUCAUAACUAGCUCCAGUGAUAACGCGCCAGCUCCCAGAAGGACCCGCUACUCUCCAUUUCCCACCAAAGUCAGUAUUAAUCAAUCACAAUAUCUUCGCCCGAGUCUCGAUGAAGAGCCACUUCCACUUCCCCCACGACUACCCACUUCAAUAUAUCGAGAUUCAUUCGACACAAACCAUACCACUGUCCAGAUUGGCCUUCGAUUGAGUAACAGGGUAUUAACUUCUGGAAUCCGCUCGUCAAAUUCAGGACCAGCAUUACCACUAAGUCCUCAGGAUAUCCCCCCAGAACCGCAUUACGGAAAAGCCAUUGGUCAUUUAUCUGCCACUUCACUGGAGGUCCCCGUUACACUUCGAUCGUCAGCUACCGAAAAUAUAAACCAGAACGGAUUCUCUUACCCAAUAAAGCCACUCAGACUGAAAAAAAACAUUUUGUCUCCACGAACAGCACAAUCUGAGCAACUAUCGCCGGUGAUGAAUUUCUCCAGACUUCCGUCGUCGGUCUAUCAAGAGCAAACCCCACCCAAGAAAUCGCUCAAUCUUGAUACCAACGGUGAAGAACUGCCGACCGGCAGUGGUAGUUCCAGCCCCUGGCCUCUUCGAGACUCGCAAACCAUUCUCUUGUCAAGCAAGGUUUACGAUCCCGAGAAGGACAAUUGGAUCUGA
This is a messenger RNA of Talaromyces proteolyticus, 1791 nucleotides long. RefSeq lists its product as uncharacterized. The coding region runs from base 1 to 1791 and encodes 596 amino acids. The record is from RefSeq and is a predicted model, not a curated record. The transcript is spliced from 4 exons. NCBI's taxonomy places the organism in Eukaryota, Fungi, Ascomycota, Eurotiomycetes, Eurotiales, Trichocomaceae.